This is a messenger RNA of Zerene cesonia (dogface butterfly), 691 nucleotides long. RefSeq lists its product as uncharacterized. Bases 240 to 629 code for a protein of 129 amino acids. The transcript is spliced from 2 exons. Lineage: Eukaryota; Metazoa; Arthropoda; Insecta; Lepidoptera; Pieridae. The record is from RefSeq and is a predicted model, not a curated record.
UAACACUGAUCGUGACCGCAUCAAACAACACACUCGACAAUCUGCCACCAAAAUGACGUUUUAGAAGAUGAAGGCAUUAGUUCCGAAAUUUUGCUACGCGCCGAAGAUCUUUGUAGCUAUAUGACCCAUCGAUAAUUAAUAUAGUACUUUAUCUAUGAUGACAGUACAUAAGUGUAUAUAAUCUUUGGAUAUAACUACUCACCACUCCGAAUUUGAUGCAUAAGUAAUGCAUUAUCAAGAUGAACAGAAAAAGGAAUGUAAAUUUUAUAAAACCUGAUGAUCCACCAUUUUUGAAAGCUUUAAAGAAGCAGGCUGGCUAUGAUGACAGAAACCAUAAAUUUGAUGAACUUCAAAAUAAUGAAGAAGAUUUUGUAAAUGAUGAUGAUACUGAGUUACCUCAGGUAGUAGUUUUGAAAAAAGGUGACCUCACAGCGGAAGAAGCUGAGGUUGAAAAGGAAAGAAUAAAAAAAUUUGAGUCUGAAUCUAAAGCUGAUUUGAAUCAAAGAGUAAUAUUCAAAAAGAAGAGAAAAGUAUGUGAAGCUGGUAAAAAAGGUGUACUAGAAGAAAAAUCAAAAAGCAAAAAAACUAAACAAUUAUUGUCAUUUGCUGAUGAGGAUGAAGAUGAUUGAUAAGCUGUAUUAAAUAAAAGACCCUGUGUUCUUAUAAAAAGAUCCAUAAAAUUGUGAACAAA